CGUUUUGGUUCAGAGUCGUCGAGCGGGUCCAUUGCUUGGUUCAGUGUCCGUUCAUGUAGCCUACUCCGUUGUGUGUCUGCCGGAUUGAUUGUAUUUCAUUCGGUCGCGAGGGGGGGCUUAUGUUUCACUUGAGGUUGGGAUUGCUGCAGUGGGGGAGGAUUCCGCGAAGGAGUCAAGUACUUAAUUGGGGCUUUGAUACGUUCGUUAACACUAACAUUGAUGAUAGGAUGGCAGUGAUAGCAAUUGGUUCGAACCAUCUCUAAGGUUCUUGGGUGUACCGAAAGUUCUUGCUUGGGUGGAUAUUGUCUCAGUGCUGAAUUUGAAGUGGUUUAACUUAUUAAUUACUAAUUGGGGUAUGGGCUGUCAGAGGAAGAAGCUUGAGGGGUUCGAUGUUGGCAGAUACGGUGAUUGAUGAAGAUUUGGUUUAGAGGCUGUCGCUUUAGCUCAUUCGUGAAAUUUAAUGGGUGGAAAUGUUACCGGAUUUCCUGUACUGUCCACAUUUUUGUUUUUUGUUUUGUUUUUUUUUCAAGUUUUAGGCUAGAAUCACUCUGCUGGAAAUGUUAGAUGUACUGAGCACUGUUAAUUGAAGAUUGGCGGUUGAAAGGAGAAGCAUUUGGGGCAAAAUAUAAAGGAUGUUUGGAUUGGUAUUGAAACUUUAUGGAAAGCGUAGUUAGCAGCUUGUAAUUUAUAAUAAUUCUUUUACUUUUUUCGAUGGAGUCAUUCCAGGAUUGAAGCAAAAAGAGUGAUCCCGUGAGAUGGAUUUAUCAGGAGUUUACCAAUCACGUUUCUUUCUAUGAGCCUUCAAAAUUCCCUCAAAUCUGCUAUUGAGAAAUCCGUGAAUUUAUUUCUUUAUAGCAUCUAUGGAAAUCGCCUCCUUGGUUAAUGCAUGGAUAUUUCAGUCCCGAGAAGUCCCAGUGGUUUUUGCUUCUCCGCCAACCCCGUUUCUGUCGGAGGGAUUAUAUGAUUCAUUCAGUCGCAAAGGGGGGCUUAUGUUUCACUUGAGAUUGGGAUUGUUGCAGUGGUGUAGGAUUCUGUGAAGGAAUCAAGUCACGUACUUAAUUGGAGCUUUGAUACGUUCGUUAACACUAACAUUGAUGAUAGGAUAGCAGUCACAGCAGUUGCCAUGAGCCAUCUCUAAGGUUCUUGGGCGUACCAAAAGUUCUUGCUUGGGUGGAUUUCGCCUAGUGUUGAAUUUGAAGUGGUCUAACUUAUCCUUUACCAAUUGGGGAAUGGGCUGUCAGAGGAAGAAGCUUGAGGGGUUUAGAGACUGUGAUGAUUGCUUUAGCUCAUUUGUGAAAUUAAUGGUUUAAACUGGGUGAUUAUCUUACUUGCUUACCUUUACUAUCCAUGUUUAUUUACAAUUUUUAGUCUAGAAUCACUCUCCUGGAAAUGUUAGAUGUAUUAGGUGCUGUUAAUUGAAGUUUGGCGGUUAAAAAGAGAAGCGUUUGGGGCAAAAUAUAAAGGAUGUUGGGAUUGGUAUUGAGACUUUAGCAGCUUGUAAUUUAUAGUAAUUCUUUUGCUUAUUUCGAUGGAGUCAUCCCGGGAUUCAAGCAUCAAAGAGUGAUUCUGUGAGAUGGAUUAUCAGGAGUUUACCUGUCCCGUUUCUUUCUAUGAGCCUUCAAAAUCCCCUCAAAUCUGCUAUUGGGAAAUCCAUGAAUUUCUUUCUUCACAGCAUCUAUGGAAGUCGCUUCCUUGCUAAAUGCAUAGAUAUUUCAGUCUUGAGAAGCCCCAAAGGUGUUGGUGAAGUUAUGUCUUCCGACUCUGGGAAAGAUAAUGCAUCUGUUGUUGAUUCAUCAGUAACGGAAGGGAAACAUGACAUUGGGACUUUUGAUGAUCCAGAAAGCACAAGCAACAAAAGGAAUGGGGAUUGUUAUCCUUCUAGAUCAGAAGAACGAAGGCGCUGUCAUGAUAAAAUGGAAGACUCACUUGCCAACAAAAAUCAGAAAUGGUAUAGCACAAGAUAUUUCGUCAUUAAGAGUUUGAAUUAUCAAAAUAUUCAGCUGUCAAUAGAGAGAGGAAUAUGGGCUACUCAGGUCAUGAAUGAACCAAUUCUGGAAGAAGCCUUUAAUAAUUCUGGAAAAGUAAUUCUAAUAUUUAGCGUCAACAUGAGCGGGUUCUUUCAAGGAUAUGCUCAAAUGAUUUCUUCUAUUGGGUGGAGGCGAGACAAUGUUUGGAGUCAAGGAAAUGGUAGAAGUAAUCCUUGGGGCCGCAGUUUUAAGGUCAAAUGGCUGCGUUUAAGUGAGCUGCCAUUCCAAAAGACCCUUCAUCUGAGGAAUCCAUUAAAUGAUAAUAAACCUGUCAAAAUUAGCAGAGACUGCCAGGAGUUACCCCAGGACAUUGGAGAAGCUCUUUGCGAGCUUCUUGAUGGAAACAUGGAUGUGCAUGGAGAUAUAAGAAGGACUUCGGUGGAUUCUCCAUGUUCUUCUCGGGAUGAAGAGUACGGCGGACCUCCAGUGCAUAUGUCAUGGUCUUCAUUGCCCGUGUCUUAUCCUUCUGUAAUGUAUCAGCAACAACCUGAAGCCGGCAGAUCUAAUUACCAGAACCAGAGAUCAGCUGGGAUUUUGCCUUCUGAGAAUUUAUUGGUGGCUUCUGGUUCAUCAAAAGUAACAAAGCCGAAAGAUUCUCGCAUCAACAGAAAUCUUCCUGCUCUAGAAGUGGGUAGGGAAAUGUCUUCUCGGGGUGAUGUGUGGGGUCUCUCCACUGAUAGCCCACUCGCAAGUACCCUGACUGAAGAUGAUUUUCUUGAUAUGUCAUAUGAAGAGUAUCUGGAGUUCCAUGGCAGAAGCAGCAGACAACUCGCUCCUGCAAUCGGAUCCUCUUGGACACCAAAGGAAUCACCGAGAAAUAGGAAGCAAGACAGUGAACUCGCAUCUGAACAGAGCCGCUCCCGCAAAAGAGCUCACCAUUCAUCCCAGAGAUAAAUGCAGUUCAAAGAUUGGAGCCCCCUGCUCUGAUAUCCCAAGUUCCUCUCUGCUGCAGCUGAAGCAUUUGCGACUGACGACGGCCAUUGUUCUCAAUCAUAGUAAUACGGCUGCAAAGUCUGUACUGGUUACUUUGUAUGUUGUUCCAUUGUAUGCCAAACAUUGACUUAUUCUGGGGACAAUGGCAACGCUGUACAUAUUUCGAUUUGGUAGAAAACGUCCCCGAUAACUGUUUCACCCUUCGUUGCCUCGGAGGGCAUUCUUGUCUUUGUACAUCUCCGUGGAGUGUACUCGGGGAUGCUGAAUGUUAUAUGGCGGGACAUGGCAUAGUCAGAUUAAUGGUGUAAAUUGGUUCUACUUGUGAUCCUUCUAACAUGCUUUGUGUUGGGAGAGAUUAUUCGGUGAUCUUACCUCGC
Molecule: messenger RNA, 3337 nt
Organism: Punica granatum (pomegranate)
Lineage: Eukaryota; Viridiplantae; Streptophyta; Magnoliopsida; Myrtales; Lythraceae
Source: RefSeq, a predicted model, not a curated record